Protopterus annectens (West African lungfish) is the source of this 5163-nucleotide messenger RNA. Its product is annotated as KIAA2012 ortholog. The record is from RefSeq and is a predicted model, not a curated record. Bases 356 to 4594 code for a protein of 1412 amino acids. The transcript is spliced from 26 exons. Lineage: Eukaryota; Metazoa; Chordata; Ceratodontiformes; Protopteridae.
AUAGUGGCUAGAAGCAAGUUGAAACAGUUCUGAGGUCUCAGCGAUUUGACUUAAGAAAUGAUCAAAGGAUAAUUAAAAAUGAUAAGAAAUAAAUAAGUCUGCACCCAGAUUAAACACGGGAUGCAGCAAAACUUUGUUUCCUUAAACACAUCUUAUAAUCUGUGUCAAGUUUCAGGAAAAAAAGUGACAAAGGCUUUGAACUAGCAACACACAGGCAAGAUACUGUAACAGUGUGUGAAAGUUUCUUUGAUAGAAAAAUGCAAUCAAAUGUAAAGGCAGCUAUAGAUUUUUAGGUAUAUGCAAAAGGAAACGUUAAGAAUCAUAGAAAAAGAGAAACAGACAGAAGAUGUAAAAGAUGUCCACUUUGUCUCUUCUAAGUCGUGGGAGUGGGGAAGUUGUGAACACUGAUCCCAAAAGAAUAGAAGUAUACUUUGAGCCUGAGGAUUACUUUAACUGGAGAAUCCACCACAAUGUAUUCUACACAGGAGAUUCGUUUGGUACCUACAAUCUCCCAAACAAAGAAAGUUGCUUGCAUGAGGCAUGGAAUCCAGCUCUGGCAAAAACCUACAGCACCAAGAAAGGUCCACUUGUCCUGUAUUCUGAGGACCUAGCUUUGUCAUCCUGGCAAAAAGAAACAAAGGAAUUUUUCUUGCAGCAGCAUGGACAGCAAAAAACACACCCACAAGUGGAGCUACACACGCUGAAGGACUUGACAGGAGCUAUUCUGGCAUAUGGGCAAAAGGAGAAAAACCACAAGACUGGCAAUCCAUAUCUACACUUUCUGAAUAGUGAUCAGAGUGACAAGCAAAUUCGCCCAGGAUAUUCAGCAAAGAGAUAUUUAGCUACUCUUUCCCAGACAUGGGACCCUGACACCGUAGAUCAGCUCAAGAGUGCAGGUCGUAUUUGUGAUUCUACAGAACUGAAAGAAGAUUUAAAAAAAUGCCAGGCCCACCAGAAGAAUCACAACCACCUGUCAGAUAUUCCCAAGCCAUACAGAAUCCUGCCGGGUAUAUUGCCUACAAUUCAUCAGAUAUACGACAACAAUCAAGACCUGCAAGUGAUAUCUGAUCCAGCAGUCUACAGUCAAAAUGCAAAGAACUCUGAAACAGAAAGACUCAAAACACAGCAACUGAAUGAUGAAUAUUACAGAAGGCAGUCUACUGGAAAUGAACGGGGAUUUCUUUUCUCACAGCCAGCCUUGUAUGUGACCCCAAUGCCUGAAAGUGAAUUUGUUUGGGAGGAAGAAGACGUAGAACCCAUCACCCAGCAGGAUUCUUCUGUUGUGUUACAUCAAGAUGCACCUGCUCAUGAAAACAGUCAAAAUGAAAAAUGGUCUAGAAAUGAAAUGGGCUCAGUGGGGAAAGCAAGUAUUGACUUAUCAAGACUCCACAGUGAGAAAUCCCGCAUAACAUACUAUGGUGGUACCUUCGGUGGAGGGAAGAAACCCGCUAGUUGGAAACAGGAGCGCUCCAAACACAGCACAAAAAGAGAAGCAACUAUACUUGAGGACAGUGCUGAGGAGGAUUUUCAUCUCCCACGUAUUCCACUGGGAUCUUUUCCUGGAAAAGAACAUUUUCUGGACCCAAACAACAAAGAGAUGGAGAAGCUAAAGCUACCUCCCAUUCCAGAAGAAUCGGUAAGAACCCAACAAUCUCGAAGAAAACUGCCACAACAUCCCAAAGAAUUAGUUGUUCUUCCACUUUUGGUAAACAUUCCGAAUCAACAAGAUGCUGGAGCUGAAGGUCACCUAGACGGUACACAGCUAUAUGGCUACACAUUAGAUGAAGAAACGAUGACUAACACAAGCACUGAGGAUGAUGAACCUAUACACAGACCAAAUGACCUACUGAAUCAGCCUGAGAGGAAUUUUGAUCAGAAGACAUCAGCAUUGCCCAAAGACCACUAUCAUUCUGAUAUAGAAGCUAUGCAACCAACAGUGGAGGCCAAGCAGCAUUUAAUGGAACACAAUCAGCAGUCGAUGGGUGCCAAUCAGCCUUCAGUGGAAAACAAUCAUCUGUCUACUGGUGUUUAUCAGUAUUUGGUGGAAGUGAAUGAGUUUGGUCUGGAAGGCAAGAAGAUGGGGCCAACCCAAAUAACUACUGAACCAGGGGAAGACAGUGACAAAGAUGAUAACAUUCCCAAUCCCACUGUAGGUCCAACAGUAAGCUUGUUGCCACCAAUCAAUGGUAAGAAAGGACCUGGGAACCAGAGCAGUAUGGCUAGCUUCAAAGCCAGCAAUAGUAGUAUGAAAGCUGCAACUACAGGAAUCGUACGAGGAGUGCUGCCUGAGGAACUGCGAGAAUGUUGUAAGGAAGGUUCAGUUGGAAGUCUCAUCAUGGGUCCCGAUGGUGAAAUUGUCUGUGUAUCUCUUCGUGGUUCAAAUAAAGAUCCAAAUGAAAUUCUCACCCAAAUGGACUACAUUCCUCCUGAAGUCUGUACAUCUCCAACAUCCACAAUCAGUGAAGAGGAGCCAUGGACCGUAUUUCAUCAGCGCCUUGAAGAAGUUAAUGCAAUGGACAUUGAAAAUUCAAAUUUAUCUAUUCAUCUGAUUCACGAUAAGGAGCAUCUGAGCCCACGACAGAUGGACAAGGAAAGUCCUGUGAAACAACUUAAGGAGGUAAAAAUAGUGGAACCAGAAAUGAAAUCCCCUAAAGGAGAAGCUACUGAAACUGUUUUGGUGGAAACAGAGAUGGAUUCAAGAAAUGAAAAUAUAAGCAGCACUGAUAUGGAACAACAGUACCAAGAAAUGAACAAUACAGGUACCUCAACCAUACAAGUCCAGUCAGCUGCUCAUGAUGGCAGCCUCUAUCAGAAUGUCACUGAUUCCAAGUCAAAUAAUCAGAAAGCACUGCUGGAUCAGAAGGAGAGCCCAGGGCCCAACCUACCACCACCUCUAGGUACAGAACAUCUGAGUGAGACACUUCAGCCAAACAAUAUUGUGGUUCCAGCAGCUAAUGUUCAAAGUGAAGCUGCUCCCCUAUCCUCUGGAACAGAAGCAGGAAUCUCAGGCAGAGUUGCAGAUCCAAAUGUUAGCAGUGCGUCAUCUACUAUAGUAGUGACUGAGAGAAAGGACAAACAAAAACAAGCGAAUAUAAAAGCUGCCAAGAGAGAGCAGCCAUCCUUAAAGACCAAAGAUGGACUAGGAAUGAAGCAUACUGAUAAAGUAAUAAUGGCAGUGGAGGAAAAGAAGACACUCCAAUCUGAACCCAACCCACAACUAGCUGAUCACAGCUCUGCUACUGUUGAACCAAAGGAGCAUGUAGAGUCUAAUAUGCAGGACACUCCAGCUCCAGCCAUGGACACCAGUCAUCAACCUGUUUCACAGAAGAGGCAGGAAGUGCCUGGAGGAAAAAACAAGAAAAAGAAACAGAAGCUCAGUGAAUCAAGAUCAGAGCAAUCAGAUGAGAGUUCAAAUGGGACGCAGUCAACAGUUGUUUCUGACAAGAAGAAGAGCAAGAAAGAAGAAAAAGAGAAAAGCAAAACCAAGCCGGAAUUUGUAGUCGGUCAACCUCGAGAAAAGAGACAAGAAGUAAAAGCACCUUCUGGUCCAAGAAAGGAAUCCCCUAAAGUGCCUCAAAAAGAAGAUAAGCCAGAACCUGAAAAUGAAGUACAGGAUGAACAGAUGUUUGAAGGGGUAACCCAAAGUGAUUUAGAAGAUGUUAUCUUAAUAGAGGUAGAGAAUGUUUCUGAGAGAGAUUCUGCAUCUGUGGUCCCUUCUGAGUCAUAUCAGCUUCAAGCUGCGGACAGAACUAUAUCUAAUCCAUCUGUGGCAUUCACAGUUACUUCAGAACCAGAAAGUGCCAAAACAACUGAGGCAACAGAGGAUCCAAAUAAAAGCCAGCGACAAGACAGAGACAGACAGUUGCGGGAUGCAAUGCGAGCAGAGCAGGCUGAGAAGCGUAGACUGGAAGUGGAGAGAAAGAGAAUCGAGCGAGAGGAACUAAAGCGCCGUGAACUGGAGAAGCUAGAAAGAGAGCAGAGGAUGAAACAGGAAAUGGAGGAUGAACAACGCAGAAGACUAGAAGAAUCCAGGUUAAAUAAGCAGCAAUUAGAAGAUGAGAGCAGAAGAAAGGAGGAGGAAGAAAGAAGGCGGCUUGAGAGAGAGCAGAUGGAGCGGGAGCGGCUUCGUAGACAGCAGGAAGAAUAUCGCAGAAAGCUGUUGGAGAUGCAGCUCAGAAAGCAGCAAGAAGAAGCAGACAGAGCAGCGGAAGUUGAGCGCCGUCAGAGGGAAGAAGAACAAAGACUGGCAGAGGAGCGAUUGCGACUGCUGGAAAUGGAAGAAGGUGAGCGCCUGGAAUAUGAAAGAAGAAAACGUGAGGAGGAGGAGAGAAGAAGACUGGAGGCAGAGCAAAGAAGACUGCAGGCUGAAGAGUACAACAGACUUGCAAUACAAGAGGCAAUGCGCCAAGCAGGACUGCUAGCCAGACAAAGAGCCUUGUUGGAACAACAACUGCAGUUUCAACGUAAGCUUCUAAUAGAGGCUGAUGGACUAGACCGCACACAAGACAUCUCUCGACCUUGGGUUUUCUCCUACUUUGAGCUCCUGAAAAUGUUGGGGAUACCACUUCCUUCUGAGGAACUUGUCAAAGAAUAGUGAAUGUAUAGAGUCAAGGUGAAAUGAAUGCAGUUUUGGAAAGACAGACUGGAUGCACAAGUAACUCAUGAGUAAAACAGCUGAUUUUUUCUAUACAGUGUUUAAAAAAUAGCAGACUGUUAUCUGCUACACAACAUAUUGAUCAAUUCUAUCAGCAAACAUUACUUAAAGAAAGGGAUUAUUACAAAUAAGUCUGUUUUGAUUUCAUAAAGAUGUUUGCAUUAAUGUUUUGACAUUCAAGUCAGUUUACAAGGAUGAUGAACUUUUCUCAAAUUCAGGUGCAGCCUCAGUUAACUGAAUACAAAAACUCAAAAAUAAUAUAGAAUUCAAAACCACAUUAUAAAACAACCAAAAUGUACAUUAAUAUGUUUUAAUCACAAAGGAAUAGUCAUGCAUGAACAUGCUUCUGUAAGACCUAUCAAGACAAAUGUGACAUACAUGAUAAGUAUAUGACUUAUUAAGCCUCUCAAAUGUUCUUGAGACAGACUUGAAAACAGACAGCUGAGGACUGUAUUUGUUCCAGAAUAUCAAAGAAAUAAAUUAAGCAAAUAAAUCAGAUGCUCUUGCAA